Candida tropicalis MYA-3404 is the source of this 1047-nucleotide messenger RNA. Its product is annotated as putative hydrolase. The transcript has a single exon. Bases 1 to 1047 code for a protein of 348 amino acids. Lineage: Eukaryota; Fungi; Ascomycota; Pichiomycetes; Serinales; Debaryomycetaceae. The record is from RefSeq and is a predicted model, not a curated record.
AUGUUUUGCAUUCGAAAGCAUAUAGCUCGGCCAAGAUACUUAAUAUUCAGACGCUUUGUACAACAAUCAACAAAAGAGAGUUUACUUACUCCAUCUUUUAAUGUAGAUGAUAUUCGAGAUUUACCUUAUAAAGAUAGUGUUGAUUUAUCAUGGAAAUAUUUAGAGCCUUAUAAAGCUAAAGUAGAUAAGAGUAGAACACCAGUUUUAUUUCUUCAUGGAUUAUUUGGAUCAAUUCUGAGUUUUAACAAAACUGGACGAUCAUUAAGUGAAGAAACCCAUAGUCCUGUUUAUGGAGUUGAUUUAAGAAAUCAUGGUAAUUCUCCUCAUGCUUUACCAUUUACUUAUUCAAUUAUGGCUUAUGAUAUUUUUAAAUUUAUUACUGAAAGAAAUUGGAAAAAUUGUAUCCUUAUUGGACAUUCCAUGGGUGCAAAAGUUGCUGCUAUUGUCAGUUUAUUGUAUCCGGAUCUAGUUUCAAAAUUGGUUUUAAUUGAUAAUACACCUCAUUCUAAACCUUUGGAUAUUCAGUUUUACAAAGAUUUAAUAGGGAUGUGUGAAGUUGAAGCCAAUGCGAGUGAGUUUAAAGAUGAGGAUGGUCAUGGAAUUAAAGAUUUUGCAGCUGUAGGUAAAUUCCUAGCUAAAUAUGAACCGGAUGAAAAGGCUAGACUGUUAUUAGUUAGUAAUCUUUUAAGAUCCAAGAAGGAUUUGAAAGGUGGUCUGCAUUAUGAUAUAAAGAAAGAAAUGUUUAAACUUCCCGUGAUGAAUUUUUACAAGUAUGAUGUGUUGGAUACAGUUGCUGGAUGGCCAAGUUUAUCAAAUAUCAAAAAAUUUAAAAAACCAGUGAUGGUGAUAUCUGCCAAAAAGAGUGGUUUUGUAUUGCCUGAAUAUCAUGAAGAGUUUUUGAAAUAUUUUGAUGAUGUUACAUUUAAAGAGAUGGAUUGUGGACAUUGGAUUCAAGCAGAAAAAAGAGAAGAAUUAGUUGAGACGCUAACUGGAUUCAUUGGGAAACCAAUAAGAACACAUACAAGAAAGAAACCAAGAUUUCAUUAG